UCUCUGUUCUUUUGUUCUCGUUCUUGACAGCCAUUUUUGGAAACCCUUCUAGAUUCAGCAUAUUUUGGGGGAUAGAGUUAGGCGUUGGUGCAGGGGCCUAAAUGAUCAGCCCUUGAUUGAGAUCAUCUUGAGGCUAGAGGUCCUUUUUUUUUUUUUUUUUCUCUCUCUCGUUUUUUUGUCAUUCUUGUUUCGCUUCGGUUUUGACAAAUACGGAACCAUAUACCUGCAUUGGUUAACAGCGGAAGUGCCCCGGAGGUUGUAUUAUCACCGAUUUGGACAGCAUGUUAUGGCCUGGUGCCAGACUUUUUUUUUUUUUUUUGUUUCAUGAUUCACAAUUUGAUUUUGAUAGAUUUGAAUAACAUUUUACCCACGGCUUUCAUACUGAAUUUGCUAGCGACCACUUGUUUCAGGUCGACUCAGUGAUGGGCAGAAGGAUGGAUAGGGUGCCUUUGACAGGCUUUUUAGCCGUCCGGGAAAGAUUUAAGGUCCGUCCGUCGCUUGGAUGGGUCCCAACCAAGGUUUGCGAGUCGUGCUAUCCAAAGAUGGUGCGAGAUGGGUCCAACUCAGGACCAGAACCCGUCGAUGAAAGCCGCAUCCAGGAUCGACGGGCAUUUUGCGACAGACGCCGGAUAGGAAUGAAGUUCAGAACUUUCCCCGUACUCCGUGCUCCGUACUGCUUACCGAAAACGUCACCGCGAGCAGCACAGAGAUCACCGGUUCUUGUUUUCGUGGUCACGGUGGAGAACGAGAAAAGUGCCGAUGAGCCAGUCGUUAACUGCCACGCACGGCGAUGGGCCGUUGAACAGAAUAAGAAUGCAUUAUUGGACACUCAGGAGCACACAAAAAAAGCAUUGAAUAAUCCAAAAAAAAAAAAAGAAAAGAAAAUCUCGUCCUUUUGUUGGAUUAAUUCGGUUCGGAAUGAAUACGCAGAUUUUCCCGAGUCGAACUUUUCGGAUGGGGAUCCACAGCCUUUCCGCUAAAACGAAUCCGGUACAGGAACAAACGCCAAUCGCUAUCUCCGAUGGAGUCCCGGAACGCUCCUCCGUCCUGAGCUAGUCAUGCUCCAGUCUCUCCACAAUGGGGGACCUC
This is a messenger RNA of Aspergillus ruber CBS 135680, 1089 nucleotides long. RefSeq lists its product as uncharacterized. NCBI's taxonomy places the organism in Eukaryota, Fungi, Ascomycota, Eurotiomycetes, Eurotiales, Aspergillaceae. The coding region runs from base 423 to 980 and encodes 185 amino acids. The record is from RefSeq and is a predicted model, not a curated record. The transcript has a single exon.